GGUCCUGAUGUGGGCUGAUCAUUAGCAGACCAAAAACUUUGUCCACCACAAUUAAAUUAGAAUUAAAGAGAGCAGCGAAAAGAUCAGACCAGUAAGGAAGCGUGCUUUCCAGAGGCUGUUCUCUUGAUGCUUCCAUUUAAAACGCAUCCGAGCGUGAGGGACUAUCCGUGCUCUUGUUUCAACCAUGACAUUAGAUUUUUCGUCCUUCUCCAUCAAAGCAAUCCUCAGCGGACGUAACUCUCGGGGAACGCUCGGGACCGGGAGCGCAGAGGAGCAGUGCGGAGCAAAGCGCAACAUCUGCAGCGCGCCAAAUGGCACCAGAGUCCCCGAUCUGUGUCGCCAAGACGCUGAGGAGAGCCGCAUCCUGCCGGGGAGACUUCCUCCUGAACUCAGGCUGCCUUCUGGAAACCUCCGAGCUGAUACCGACAGGGAAGAGACCACGGGAGAGGAAAGUGAGCUCACAGAAGGCUUUACGCGCCAGCAGCCCUGCUCCGUGGACCUGGAGGAGCGGCGCAGUGAAGAGGCGGAGGCAGAAGAGGAGGGAUGUCACCACAGCGAGGUGACGGUCAGCAGUUCAUCCGACGAGCGGCAGUGCCGGCCCGGCACAAAGAAGCGCUCCAGGGCGGCCUUCUCUCACGCACAGGUUUACGAGCUGGAGCGGCGCUUCAACGCGCAGCGGUACCUCUCCGGUCCCGAGCGGGGCGACCUGGCUUCGGCUCUGAGACUCACUGAGACCCAGGUGAAAAUCUGGUUCCAGAACCGGAGAUAUAAAACCAAACGGCGCCAGAUGGCGGCCGAACUGGCGGCUUGCAGCUCACCAAAGAAUGUGGCUGUGAAAGUGCUGAUGAGGGACAAUCUUAACCAGUACCACCAUGUGAAUGGAGUACACAUCCCAGUGACUGUGCCACUGUACCAGGCCCACCAGUACUACCCCUACCUGCAGUACUACAGCCAGCCCUGGAGCAUGAACAGCAUGUCCUGUAGGGGGAUGAUGAUCUGAGGCUUGUUCUUUACUUUGGACUUCAGCAUGCAUCGCUUCAAAUCUAAGACUUCUGACUUUUUAGAAGCUGUGGGCAGCUUUUUGUUCAGUUAAUACAGGGUGCAACACUACGGAGGUUUUUGAUCAAAUAAUAUUGAUUUUCCCCCGAAAUAUAAAUGAUUUCCGAUCAUGAAUAAUGUUUAUGUCUUAAGAUUACGAUGCAUUUAUUAGUCCCAAACACAUGCAAGACAUGCAAAGGCACACUCAUGCAGGUAGGGAAAUGUAACCUCUGCUUUUGACCCAUCUGGUGCAGGACACACAGAGCAGUGAGCGACCAUGUACGGGGCCCAGGGAGCAGAUAGGUACAGGUAGAGUAGGUGCCUUGCUCAGGGGCACUAGACAGGGUAGGGAGACUCCUGGAUUUUUGGACAGAUCAAUCCAGGUUCAUCUUUUGUUGUCUCUCCGUGGAGUCGAACCAGAGACCUUCUCUGCCCAUGGUCCAAGUUUCUGCCACUAGACCACCGCCUCUCCUAUACCUGUAGCCAUGUUCUUUAACAAAAAAAAACAGAUAUUCGUCAAGCGUUCAGGAUUUAUAGAAUGUUUCUCACCAUGGCUUUAAAGUCAGAUAUUCUGAGAGAGAACAAAAGUUUUUAUUAUUGGACAUUAAAAACAAAGGUCGUAUGGCAAACUUUACCCUGCUGUGAACAAGACAAGUAGCACAGCUGUCUUGAGACUGUCAACUAGAUCAUAUCUGCAUGAGGAAAUCUCUGAAUGAUACACCAAGAUUUAAGUGUUUUCAUGAGUUUUAACUUUCAGCUUUCUUUCUGUCUGAUCCUGUGGGGGUGUCAGAAAGGCAAAGACCAGGCUUCAUAGGUCUUUCUGCUACUUAGUGUAGGGCAGCCAGACAUUGCUGGUAUAGCAGAGUUUUGAUCACCUCACACUCAUGGUAGCAUUCCCCCAGAAAUGCUUUAAAUAAAAUACAAAAUAUAAAAGAUUGAACUCCGAGGAGAAGUGGGAAUAAUUAUUAAAUUCUAAAUGAUAUCGUACAGUUAAAAUGCACUUGACCAAAAUCAUGCUUUGAAUUCAGCAGCCCAAUUAAUCCAAAUAGAAAUGAAAUACAGUUGAAAUGCUAUUUCAAUUAUUCAGAAAGUUUAUCAGUAAAUACAGUGAAUCAGAUCACGUUUAAAUCAGCUAUUCUGUAAGUUGCUCUUUCCUUCUCCUCCGUCACUGUCACAGUCCAUUUUAAGAGACCAGACCGAGCAGAAAGGAAUCCUGAAUUUAUACAAACCCAACAGGGGAAAGCAGCCUCUCUGGAAGUGUGAGAAGUAUGACGAGCACGGUGACAUUUUUAGUAGGUAUCCAUGUUAUUUAUGGGACGUCUUUAUUGAUCAUUAGUCUCAAUGCAACACCUGUGAGAACACUCUCUUUACAGGAGGUUUAUGACCAUUCUGGAGAGAACGUCUGUGUGUGAAUUAUUUUCCACACAAUGCUAAAGCAACAGAUUAAGCAGCAACAGGUUGUGCAGAGACAGCAUGAAAAAAUAACUCGCUGUACGCUCUUUCAAAAUGUGUGCGGGUGCAAAGGGACACGUCAUACCAACAGUGGCAUGUGAAGAAAAGCACACAACAGCAAACUGAUUUAGGCAUUUACUGGUUUUAUAAUAAAAAAAGUAACUGGCUCCUCCAAAUGAUAUUUAGAAGCAGAACAUUUGUUAUUGUAAAAAAAAAAAAAGUGUUUUAUGUGUGUCCUGCAUAGGCCUGUGUGCUGCAUGACUCAUAGAGGGCCAAUAGACCGUGGAGAUGUUGCACCAUGAGUCCAGGGCUGCGCAAGACAGCACACAUUAAUCAUCCGUACUGAAAAGACUGCACCCUCAUCCCAAAGUGAUACAAUCAAUAGCGCCACUUGCUGUGAAAAUAAAAACAUGAACGUGACUAGUUCUUUGGAGGAGUUCUUAACUGAUUCCACGUGACAGUCAGGUUGGUUUGACUGAACUUAAAAGACGUUCCGAAUGUGGGCAGGAAUCACAAGACAAAAUACCUAUUGUAUACUUGUGCCACAAGUUAAGCGAUAUCCCUUUGUGUCAUCUUGUACAAGAUGUUUGCAAGUA
Molecule: messenger RNA, 3086 nt
Organism: Platichthys flesus (European flounder)
Lineage: Eukaryota; Metazoa; Chordata; Actinopteri; Pleuronectiformes; Pleuronectidae
Gene: nkx3.3
Product: NK3 homeobox 3
Exons: 2
Coding region: 185-1000 (271 amino acids)
Biological process (GO): cell differentiation; regulation of transcription by RNA polymerase II
Cellular component (GO): nucleus
Molecular function (GO): RNA polymerase II cis-regulatory region sequence-specific DNA binding; DNA-binding transcription factor activity, RNA polymerase II-specific
Source: RefSeq, a predicted model, not a curated record